UGCGAGCCUCGGAUGGCCGCGCGCCGGCUCCAAGAAGCCGGGGAGGGCGCGGCGGCCGGGAUGGCGCGGCGCGGGCCGCGCGGCUAGACGGGCGCCAGAGGAGCCGCCGGCCCGCGCCCUCCGUUCUCGGCCUCCCGGACCGGGCGCCGAGCCGCUGGGAGCCGCCUUCGCUGACGCGGGGCACCUGGACACUCGCGAGAUGCCCAACCCCAAAAACAGUAAAGGCGGCCGCAAAAACAAGCGCGCCAACAGCAGCGGGGACGAGCAGGAAAAUGGAGCCGGCGCCCUGGCAGCGGCGGGCGCGGCGGGCGCGGCGGCCGGGGGGGCCCUGGCGGCGGCGGCCGGCUGCGGAGCGGCGGCGGCGGGCGUGCCGGGCACCGGGGGCGCGGCGGGCGCGGGAGGCGCGGGGCCCGGUGCCGCGGCCGCCGCGGGGGCUGCAGCCGCUGGCGACGCCAAGAACGAAGCCCCUUGUGCCACGCCGCUGAUCUGCAGCUUCGGGAGGCCGGUUGACCUGGAGAAGGACGACUACCAGAAGGUGGUGUGCAACAACGAGCACUGCCCUCACAGCACCUGGAUGCACCUGCAGUGCUUCUACGAGUGGGAGAGCAGCAUCCUGGUGCAGUUCAACUGCAUCGGCCGGGCCCGCAGCUGGAACGAGAAGCAGUGCCGCCAGAACAUGUGGACCAAGAAGGGCUACGACCUGGCCUUCCGUUUCUGCUCCUGCCGCUGCGGCCAGGGCCACUUGAAGAAGGACACGGACUGGUACCAGGUGAAGCGGAUGCAGGAUGAGAAAAAGAAGAAGUCGGGGUCGGAGAGGAACACCGGAAGGCCCCCCGGUGAGGCGGUGGAGGAGGCCAAGAAGUGCCGGCCGCCCGCCAAGCCCCAGAAAGGCCUGAGCCACGACCUGCCCCGCCGGCAUUCCAUGGACCGGCAGAACUCCCAGGAGAAGGGCGCUGGGGCCGCAGCCUACGGGGCGCGCUCGCCCUGUGGCUCCCCGGGCCAGUCCCCGCCCACCGGCUACUCCAUCCUCUCCCCCGCCCACUUCAGCGGCCCCCGCUCCUCCAGGUACCUCGGGGAGUUCCUAAAGAACGCCAUCCACCUGGAGCCUCACAAAAAGGCUCUGGCGGGGGGCCACGUGUUCCGAAACGCCCACUUUGACUACAGCCCGGCGGGGUUGUCAGUUCACAGGGGGGGCCACUUCGACGCGCCCGUGCAGUUCCUGCGGCGCCUGGACCUGUCCGAGCUCCUCACGCACAUCCCCCGGCACAAGCUGAACACUUUCCACGUGCGGGUGGAGGACGAUGCCCAGAUGGGCCAGGGCGAGGACCUGCGGAAGUUCAUCCUCGCGGCCCUGAGCGCCAGCCACAGGAACGUGGUGAACUGUGCCCUGUGCCACCGGGCGCUCCCAGUGUUCGAGCAGUUCCCGCUGGUGGACGGAACUCUGUUCUUAAGCCCCUCGAGACACGACGAGAUCGAAUACGAUGUUCCCUGUCACCUUCAAGGGAGGCUCAUGCAUCUGUACGCAGUGUGCGUGGACUGCCUGGAAGGGGUUCACAAGAUCAUCUGCAUCAAGUGUAAGUCGCGGUGGGAUGGCAGCUGGCACCAGCUGGGCACCAUGUACACCUAUGACAUCCUGGCCGCCUCUCCAUGUUGUCAGGCCCGCCUGAACUGUAAGCACUGCGGGAAGCCAGUGAUCGACGUGCGGAUUGGGAUGCAGUACUUCUCCGAGUACAGCAACGUCCAGCAGUGUCCACACUGUGGCAACCUGGACUACCAUUUCGUGAAGCCAUUUUCCUCCUUCAAAGUUCUCGAAGCUUAUUGAUGAAAGCUUUGCUUUAGUAAUAGCUAUUUUAUUGAUAUUAUUACUUUAUUACAUAUCUUUUCUAGGGAAGCCUUCUGUGACAUUCAUUUCUUUUCUAAUUGAAAGGAGAGUUCCUUUGUGUAUGUGUGCCACUAAAAGGGGGGCUGCCCCUUGCCUUCUCUUGACUCCCGAGUGUUAGUCUGUGGUCAUGACCAGAGCCCAGCCAGUACUCCUGUGAGCUUGGGGGAGCGGUUAACUAUCACUAAGAGUCUCUCGGGCAGCUUUUAGGGUGGUGGGGAGGAUGGGGUGGAUUUAGGAAAGGGAUUAUGUGGUCAUAAACUGAGGGCAUGGCAGGAGUUGGGAAGAAACUCUUACUAAAAUGUUAACUGUCUAAAGACCCACUUUUAGAUCUUCUCUGGGCCUUGGGAAAAACAUGUGACAAGUGAAUGUAAUCUGUGCCUGGAGAGCUGAUGGUGUGUUUGUCCACCUUGGUUUGGCGUUCCGCAGCUCAUGCUGGCCUGCAGUUUCCCCUCACUGACAGAUCACUGGAAGGUGGACACGAGCCCUGAUUCUAUCCCUGUUGUAGUUUAGCAGCCAGUUUUCAUACUGAAAGUAAUAUCCAAAUUGUAAGGCAUAUGAAAGUAUAUAUUUUUAGGUAAGCUGACCUAUAACAAAGAGAAUAUGCUAAACGAAUUUGGAAAUGAUGCAGACUGACUCAAGAGGGCAAAAAGGCAGAACGCUGUCAUUUGAACUAUGUCUUUGAAGUUGGUCAGACAAGCUCUUAAGGAGAAUCCAAGAAUAACAUGAUUUGAGCGGUACUGAUUUAUAUAGGUUGCACUGUCGAAGUGCCAUUCGAUGGCAGAUCCUUCUCACAGGUAAAUCUCACAGCCACAGACCCUAACUGGUGAGUUUCAGAACCAAUUGCCACACUUGUCUUCCCCCCAGAUUGCUUAUGGCUGCAUUUUACCCCUUUAAUGCUGCGUUUCCCAAAUCAAAGAUUUUGCCCUAAAGAAGGAAAGGAAAAAAUUAUUUGUGAACCUUUGAGGAAAAGAAUAAUUUUAGUAUUUCUUUUUAAAGUGUUUAAUUUUGGAAGAUCACUGAUUAUAAUGCAUAACAAUAUGUUUGAAAAUAGAUUAUUCUGAAGAUCUCCAUGAUACCUUACCAUUGGUGAAGAAGAUGAUCGUUUACAGAACUUGAUUGGUCAGAGCAUUGAGCUUUCCAAAAUCCCAGCCUUCUGUUUGUUAGAUCUUUCUGAUUUAAGUAGACUGACACCCCAUACCUUUAGAGAACUGGAAUUGGAAUAUGAUUUCUCAAAAAUGAAUUUGAUAAUUUCAACUAUAAUACACAUAUAUGCUAAAAGAAUGUUGAAAAUAUGAUCCUUUUAUGGGUAGCUAAAUUUGAGGUUAUGUGAAUAUUUUCUGUUAUUUAGUUUAUACCAUUUUUUUUUCUCAGAAAAACAGUUGUUUUUCCUCUCAGAAGUGUUUAGGCAUCAUUGCAAGUGAGUUUCAGUUCUCCUACAUGGAAUAUUUGAUGUUUUGUUUGAAAGAACACAGCUGACAGUGAGAGAUUGACUAACAUUCUUUAUCUUUUGGUUUGCAUGAUUGUAAUUCGGCUGACCUCAUCCA
Messenger RNA from Kogia breviceps (pygmy sperm whale), 3426 nucleotides. RefSeq names its product hdc homolog, cell cycle regulator (gene HECA). Lineage: Eukaryota; Metazoa; Chordata; Mammalia; Artiodactyla; Physeteridae. The record is from RefSeq and is a predicted model, not a curated record.